UGGACGUACAAGAUGGGAGCAAACAAUGUACCUUCUAGACGUCAUGAAGACUAGAUCUCGAACAGACGCAAUUCUAUUUGCCAGAAAGCUGAGCAAAACCAAAGGCACACAAGAUCUCGGAAAGAAAAUCCUUGCAAAAGCAGGAGAAGAAUUUGAAGAGACAUCACAACCAGUUGAAGAUACUCGUCAAACACAACCCUACAUUGCUAUACCCACACUUCCUACUUUGCUUGUCACUCUGUUCUGCAUUGCUGUAAUGUUAAUUUUCAUCAUACAAUGGAAAGCCUGCACAGGUAACAGUCAAGAAGACAGAGUCAUACUAAUAUAUCUGGAAAAACAAGAUCACUUACAAACAGUAAUCAUCAGUCUGCCAUGUGCUGGGAAACUAACAGUUUCUAUGUUUGGGCAAAAAGAGACCAAACAACAGCAAACUGAAGGCAACCAAAACCGCAAGAAGGCAUCAGAAUACAAAACUAUGAAAGAAGUUUGA
Corticium candelabrum is the source of this 490-nucleotide messenger RNA. RefSeq lists its product as uncharacterized. Lineage: Eukaryota; Metazoa; Porifera; Homoscleromorpha; Homosclerophorida; Plakinidae. The transcript has 3 exons. The coding region runs from base 26 to 490 and encodes 154 amino acids. The record is from RefSeq and is a predicted model, not a curated record.